CAUCUGAAUACUUAACACGUCCUAAUUAACAAGCCUUUGAAAUGAUUUUCUAUUCAAACAUUUUACGGCGUACAUGAUUCACAGUCAAGCGCGAAAAUGAUAAAGGUUUGAGAAGUGGUAAUGUUAAUCAUUAUUAGAAGCAUGCAGAAACGAAAACAAUGGUGGAAGGGUUAUUGAGUAUUUGGAGACAAACUGGCGACCGACCAUUAUGCGAAAAAUAAACAAAUGUUCAAUCGAUAUCAUGGGUCGUGUGUGGUGUUCAUUAAAAGGAGUGUGGACGUGCUCCUCUAAAUAUAUCUUUCUAUGCAUACGAGAGCCACUCUCCCAAGCAGCGACAUUAACGUGGAAAAUGGGUCGAAGAUAGAUAGAAGACGUUUAGAAAUAUCAUCUUCUACGAUGGAAAAAGAGGAGGAGAAAGCCGCUAGUGAGGAUUAUUCAGAUGUCAGGCGAAGCAAGAGACCGGCAAAAAUAAAGAAGGAAAAGGAAGUUGAAUUUUUCGGUACGUUUCAAAAGAAAAAGAAAUCAUCUUACCCAGCCGAUGUCCGAAUUGAUGGGCGAGUGAAUGAUAUUGGAAAGAUUCUAAGGUUUGCAAAUGGUUUCAUUAAUAAUGGAAAGAAAAUGUCGGGCCAAAAUGCUCAAAAAAGCAAUCUUCAGGAAAUCUCUUGUUAUGCCGGGCAAGGAAUUCUUCGGGAAAAUGAAGCACUGGAGGAGAAAACCAACGCAUUCGCCAAAGACUUCAACAAGAACAUUGACUCGUCCUCGGACGAAGCCAAGCGGGUGUCGGGUUCAGCGCUCAAAAAAAGUUCCCAUGUGAAUAAAGCAAAUGAACUAAAUGAUACAGGCGCUAAGAGUCGCUCAGACAAGGCCAUCCAUAAAUGCAAUCAGUGUGGCAAAAUUUUUAAGACCAAAUACACCUUGUCCAUUCACUUAAAAAUGCCAGAUCAUACUCAGAGUCGGCCAUUUGUUUGCAACGUUUGCGGAAAAGGUUUCCGUCUGUCCAGCACCUUGUGCAGGCACAAGAUCAUUCACACAGAGAAAAAACCGCAUAAAUGCGAUGAGUGUGGAAAGAGUUUUAACCGCUCUUCCACACUUAAGACUCAUCUCCGAACACACAGCGACAAGAAAGCCUUCAUCUGCGACAUUUGCGGGAAAGGAUUUCAUCAAAAGGGAAAUUUGCGAAACCAUAUUAUGAUUCACACGGGAGAGAAGCCAUUUCGAUGCAACCAGUGUAAUCGCGCUUUCAACAAGAUGUCUAAUCUAAAGUUUCAUAUGCAUACCCAUUCUGACAACUUGCCUUACCACUGUCGAACCUGUAGAAAGCGAUUUUCAAAAAAGAUUGAUUUAAAAGAGCACGUUGAAGAAGCUCACUAAGAACAUUAAGGAGAGGAAACAUAUGAACUUAUCCAGACUUUAUUAAACGCGAUUCCGCGAAAGCUUAAAAUCUUUAAGGUUUUUUAGGUGAUUGCUUCGUAAUUUUAACUCGCGCGAGGGAGCAUGUGUGUAGCAAUUUGUAAAAAAAUUAAAUAUUUGCACUUCAUCUUAACAAGAUCAGCAGUAAUUAUCGAAACUUAGAGAGCGACAGGCUAAAACUGAGUUUACCAACCCUGUCAAUGUUGACUUGAAUUGCAAAAGAUUCGCUUGUAUAGAAAUUCAAACCAAUUGCUCAAACUUCGUCCAAAUUUUUUCCUUUGUUGUCCUUUUUAUAUUACUUAAGCACAAUUUUAAUAGCGACGAAAGCGAAGAUUUCGCGUGAAGAAAUAAUAUCUACUCAUACGAAGGGUAGUAGCUAUAACCAGGCAAUAUAAGUGAAAUUUUUAACAAUGUUUUCACACCUAAUUUUGUUAACAUUAUCAGUAAUGGCAUAACAUGUACAUUGAAGUCAAAUAAAUA
Messenger RNA from Pocillopora verrucosa, 1890 nucleotides. Its product is annotated as fez family zinc finger protein 1. The record is from RefSeq and is a predicted model, not a curated record. Lineage: Eukaryota; Metazoa; Cnidaria; Anthozoa; Scleractinia; Pocilloporidae.